AGUUUAACACGCAGAGAAGUCAGAUUUUUUACAUCCGUUUUUGCAUAACUUAUUGAGAGAAAUGUUCGUUGUACGUCGUAGCACUGCCCGCUUGUACCCCGCAGGAGUACAAUUGGCGAAAAUGAGCGGUAGCCAGCUAGGCGACUUGGGCAGCGGUGCCGGCCAGGGCGGCGGUGGCGGCGGCUCCAUUCGUGCUGCUGGUGGCGCCUUUGGCAAACUGGAGGCUGCCCGCGAGGAGGAGUUCUUCUACAAGAAGCAAAAGGAGCAAUUGGAGCGCCUAAAGAACGAUCAGAUCCAUCAGGCCGAAUUCCAUCAUCAGCAGAUCAAGGAGCACGAGGAGGCCAUCCAGCGCCACAAAGAUUUCCUUAACAACUUGCACAAGUGAACACCUGAAACACUCUCGAAGCACUUAAAACUAUAACGUGACAUUUAACUUAAUUGCAUUUAGCGUUUAUAUUUUUGUGUAUGGUUCUUAAAGUAAACACGAACUGUCUAAAUGCUUUAAUAAAGAAUUGUAUUUAAUGCACGCUUUUGGC
This is a messenger RNA of Drosophila novamexicana, 536 nucleotides long. Its product is annotated as ATPase inhibitor A, mitochondrial. Gene Ontology annotation, biological process: negative regulation of ATP-dependent activity. Gene Ontology annotation, molecular function: ATPase inhibitor activity. The coding region runs from base 62 to 385 and encodes 107 amino acids. NCBI's taxonomy places the organism in Eukaryota, Metazoa, Arthropoda, Insecta, Diptera, Drosophilidae. The record is from RefSeq and is a predicted model, not a curated record. Gene Ontology annotation, cellular component: mitochondrion. The transcript has 4 exons.